UUUAGAUUCUCAAGGACCUUUCAUGUAUUCAAUAUAUAUAAAUAUAGAUAUAUCAAUAAAGAGCUUCACUUUCUUUUCCUGUGUUUUAACCUCUACACCUUCCAUUAAAGCAGUUGCUAUCAAGAAAUCCUGCUCCUUUUCUUUUCUUUUUCUUUUUCUUUCUGUUUCUUGAUUAGUCAAAAUGGAGCAAACUCAGUACUUGAUGUGGAUGAAGAGGAGAUCACAAUUCUUGAAAUCAAAAUUUCAGGUUUGGCAAAACUCCGUUAAUGAAUUUUCUUGGGAAGAGAAAGCUUUUGCAGAAGAUGCUUCAGGUUCUCUUGGUGGAUGCAUAUGGCCUCCGAGAUGUUAUUCUUGUAGUUUUUGUAAAAGAGAAUUUAGGUCAGCUCAAGCCCUAGGUGGUCACAUGAAUGUUCAUAGAAGAGAUAGAGCUAGGCUUAAGCAAAAUCAUGAAAAUUUUCAAUUUCAUCAAACUCAAACCCAAAACUAUAACAAUCUUAUCCUUAAUUCUACCUCUAGUAACAUUGUUACCUCUCCUUCUUCAUCUUCUAGGAUUUCUGCUUUGUCUACUCAAGAAAACAUAAAUGAUACAAAGCCUGUGAAGAAUCCAAGAGAAGAAGAUUCAAGAAGUUUGUCUGAUCAUGAUGGUUUUGUUGAAGCUGAGUUGUUCAAGGGGUUUAAUUCUCUAAUUGGUUCUAAUGGUGAUAAUAGCUGUAAAAGGCCAAAGACCGCGAUUUCGACAGUGUCUUUCUUGAUUAAGCCAUGCUCAAGUGACAGAUACAGUCUUCAACCAGAAGUAAUUGAGGCUAAAUCUGUUUCUAUGGAAGAUAUAGAUCUUGAGCUCAGGCUUGGAGAGCCACCAAAAGUGAAGUAGUAGAGUAUUAUUUAUUAGUGCAUGCAAUUUUAGUUUCUUUUAAU
This is a messenger RNA of Jatropha curcas, 915 nucleotides long. RefSeq names its product putative transcriptional regulator RABBIT EARS. The record is from RefSeq and is a predicted model, not a curated record. Lineage: Eukaryota; Viridiplantae; Streptophyta; Magnoliopsida; Malpighiales; Euphorbiaceae.